Molecule: messenger RNA, 1397 nt
Organism: Arabidopsis arenosa
Lineage: Eukaryota; Viridiplantae; Streptophyta; Magnoliopsida; Brassicales; Brassicaceae
Source: the annotation of a GenBank genome assembly
UCAUAGUCUCGAUAACAUAAGCUAGUUUGUUCGUCGCCGCCGCCCACCAUAAAAUCCUUCAUUUUUCCUAUUUUCUCCUCCUUUUUGACGAAAUCAGAAAUGAAUAUUCCAGAAGUGGCAUUUCAAGUCUUGGUGCGACUUCCACUAAAAAGCCUCGCAAGAUUCAGAUCAGUGUGCAGAGAAUGGAAACUUCUAAUCGACUCUGAAUUCUUCCGAGACUACUUCAUCUCGCUCAACUCUUCCUCAGUCUCAUGGUCAAUCAUUCAAACGAGACAUCACAUAUUGUCACUUGACAUCGUUGGUCACCAUGGAUGCAAAACAUGGGGACUUACUCGUUUUCCGGGAUCUUUUGUGAGUUUCUUUGCCGAGACCACAAUCAGGAAACUACAAGUCUUAGCUUGUACCGAUGGGUUGGUCCUUAUUUACGCAGAAGCUAGUGAUGGAACUCCUAUGCAUUACGUUGGUAGUCCUUUGUUUCAAGAAUGGUUUCAAAUUCCUUUCCCUCCUUACAUCCAUUUGCAAGAUGAUGUGGGAUUACAUGAUCAUAAGCGUUUCAACGACAGUGGAUUGGUUACAAAGAUGCAGAGUGGUACCGUUGUGAGUUACAAGGUUGUGUGGUUGAUCGCUCACGCUUUUGCUAAAGUCGAUUUUGGGAUUUACUCAUCUGAUACAGGGGAAUGGGAAAUUAAAAAAGUGACUUGUCUUCAUUCUCCCUUCUGGUUUAGUCAUCAAAAGUCCAUUGCUUUAAAUGGGAUUCUUCAUUGGCUUUGCAAUUUCAACACUUCUUUUGUAGCUUACGAUUUCUAUGGAGAUCAUGAUGAUGAUGCGUGUGAUAUCAUACAUUUCCCCGAUAGUGGAAAAGAUGAUGAGUUACGAUGUUUUAGGAGAACCUUGUCGACCUCGGAAGGGUCUAUUGUGUACUUCAACGAGUUUGGUGAGAACGGAAACCGCAUAUUACGGGUUUGGAGGCUGGUCAAGUACACUGAUGGUCCUGAGGCGUGGCAGCUCUUUUGGGAAGUCAGCUUGGUGUCUUUGAUCGAUUUAGGUAUCUAUUAUUUCCCUGUGGUGAUGCAUCCUUUGAACUCUGAGAUCAUCUACUUGUGGAGCAGAAACAAGACAGGUAUGGUAUUGUUUAACUUGAGGACACAUGUGUUUAGUCUUCACAAGGAAUCCGAAGACGAGACCAAGUGUAUGGAUGGUUGCACCUUGAGCUUUAACAGGUGCAGCGAGUAUAUGGAGAGUAUGUAUGGAUACUUUUUCCCAUCGUCUUACGGUGGUACUAACUGUCUCUUCGCUUCACAGUAUGUUCUCCCUCGUUGGCUGCACCGUCUCCCUCGUCCGCAGCCUUCUUAGUCUAUUCUCUGUUUUGAGUACUUGAAUCAAAUUUCAAAUGUGAA